GCACGUGUCCGCAUGGAGGCCGCCUCCAAGCAGGCUGCCGGCGGCGGAUGCGGCCCCGCGUCCACUCUGCCGGCUGCUGCGCGCACGUUGGCCGCACUCGCGCUCGCCGCCGCUGCCCUGCUGCUGGUGGGACUAGUCACCGGGCUGCUGCUCUACGCACACCACGUAACUGAUGAGCACGAAGCCAACUCCGGCAUCUCUCCCGGCUCACCGGAACACGGCGGCGAUGACUCGUGCUCGCGCACCACGUGCCGCUUCGGCGCCGAGUGCCACAGCGACCGGGGCCAGGCGUACUGCCGCUGUCGCCUCUCGUGCGCCGACCAGCUGUUCGCGCCUGUGUGCGGUUCGGACGGCUUCACCUACUCGUCUGAGUGUCGACUCCGCAUGACCGCCUGCAUCCGGCAGAAGAGGAUCGUCGUCGCACACCAGGGCUCGUGCGACGUGGCCGACCCGUGUCUGGAGAAGAGGUGCGAGUGGGGCGCCGAGUGCCGCCCUACGUUGGACGGACGCGGGGCCGACUGCGUCUGCCCGGACAAAUGUGUCUCGUACGGGGACGCCCGUGGUUCGAGACCCGUGUGUGGCUCGGACGGCCGCGAUUACCCCAACAGUUGCGAGCUGCGCAGGGCUGCCUGCAACGCCAUGCGGGACGUUCAGCACCGUUUCACGGGACCCUGCGACCCGUGUCGUGGUGUCCAGUGCCCGGCAUCGCAAGUGUGCCAGCUGGACGAGCAGCGCAACCCGAUCUGCCGCUGCAACGGUGCCUGCCCCGGGGAUCUGCGGCCCGUUUGUGGGUCUGACGGACGCACCUACCCCAACGAGUGCCUGCUCCGAGUCGAAGCAUGCCGCUCGCGCAGGUCCCUGCGGCUCGUGUAUGCGGGCGCCUGCUCGCAAGGACUGAAUCCCUGCGGAGACCUGCAAUGCCCGUUCGAGUGCUCCAUCGACCGAUUCGGAAAGGCUUCGUGUACCUGCCCGCCUCCUUGUGAACAGGUGCUGAGACCCGUUUGCGGCUCGGACGGCAAGACAUACGACUCAGCCUGCCAUCUCCGGCGCGAGGCGUGCCUGGCGGGGGACGCCGAGCUGCGGGUCUCGUACGCGGGACCGUGCGACGCCGCCGCGCCCUGCCACGACUUCCGCUGCCCGCCGGGCGCCUUCUGUGCGCCCGACGGAAGCGGCCAACCGUCGUGCCGCUGCCCGCCCUGUUCGGAGGAGUUCGAGCCCGUCUGCGGCUCGGAUGGAAUCUCGUACCCUAACGAGUGCAAGCUCAGGCGCGAGACCUGCCAGCGGAGUACAGCCCCGGGAGGCUCUGCGCUGCCUCCCGUAGCCGUCGCGCACCCUGGGCUCUGCUCGGACCCGUGCGACGGCCGCCAGUGCCCCUUCUAUGGUGUCUGCGAGGGUGGCGCCCGCUGCGGGUGCCCGCCGCCGUGCCCGUCCCCCGUGGACGACGCGGUGUGCGGCUCGGACGGCCUGACGUACGCCAACGAGUGCGAGCUGCGGCGCGCGUCGUGCCGCCACCAGCGGGCCAUCGCGGUGGCGUCGCGGGGCGCCUGCGACGUGUGCCGCGGAGUGCGCUGCGAGCUCGGCGCACGCUGCGAGAGCGGCGUCUGCGUAUGCCCGCGAGACUGCCCCGAAGGGUUGGAGCCCGUGUGCGACACCCGCGGCCAGCCGUACGCCAACGAGUGCCAGCUGCGCAGGGCCUCGUGCCAGCAGGGCCGCGACUUGGGGCCUCCCAGGCCCUGCGCGGGCGCUGGCCUCGACCAGGACCCGGAAGGUGGCAGUGGGGACGGGUGCAGCUGCCGCUUCGGCGCGCUGUGCGCGCCCGGCGGAGACUGCCAGUGCGACAUCCACUGCGACACGGUGGGCCACGGAGCCGUGCGGGUGUGCGCCACGGACGGCUUCUGGUACCCGAGCAGAUGCCACGUGCAGCAGGAGGCCUGUCGCCGCCAGAAAGACAUACGGCCCACGGACGGCCCCGAGUCGUGUGCGGGAGGCAAGAAGGGACCCAAGACGUGCGCCCAGAGCGCGUUCGGCUGCUGCUCGGACGGGGUGACGCCCGCGAUGGGCGUCCACCAGGCCGGCUGCCCCAGCGUGUGCAACUGCAACCGGCUCGGCUCCCUGGCGGCCACGUGCGACGCGCUGAGCAGCCAGUGCGCCUGCAAGCCCGGCGUCGGUGGCCAGAGGUGCGACCGGUGCCUGGCCGGCUACUGGGGUCUGCACCGGAUCGCCGACGGCGUCAACGGCUGCUCGCCCUGCCAGUGCUCGCCGCUCGGCUCAGUGCGCGACGACUGCGAACAGAUGACCGGACGCUGCGUCUGCAAGCACGGCGUCCAGGGCAUGAAGUGCACCGAGUGCACGGAUCCCGGGGCGCUGCUGGGCAGCCACGGUUGUGCCUCAGCGUCUGCGCCUUCGCAGCCAUCCACUUGCGAGCAGUGCACGGGCGGACCAGAAGAAGGCGGACCCGUCUGUGGCUCGGACGGCAACACUUACGCGUCGGCCUGCCAGCUGCGCCAGUUUGUGUGCCGUCUGCAGCGAAAUUUGACCGUGCGCAGUCCUGGGCCCUGCGAGGAGGCUCCCCCGUCACCUACGGCAGGGCCCGUUCGGAGGUCGACGGCCCACAGAGACGCCGGCGUCGACUCCGAGUUCCAGGGUUGGUUCCAGGGCAGCCCAGGAGGCGACCCACUGGGCGGGUUCCCGCCGCUAAGCACACGACCAACGGCAGCCACUGAUGAACCCCAGGAAGGCCGUCCACCCGUCGCCGGCACCGAGGAGGAGGAGGAGGAGGACAUCCGUGGUGACGAAGAGCGAGCGCCGCCGGAGUCCCCGCCACUGCAGCCGCUGCGCGUGCCCCAGUUCUCCGGCCGCUCUUUCCUGGAGCUGCACCGGCUGCAGGCCUACACGGGUCUGUCGCUCGAGCUGGAGCUGAAGGCGGACGCGCCAGAUGGGUUGCUCCUGUACAACGGCCAGACCACUUCGGGUGCUGGGGACUUCGUGUCGCUGGCGUUGCGAGACGGGCACCUCGAGUUCCGCUACAACCUCGGCUCCGGACCCGUCCUGCUGCGCGCGCCCAAGCCGCUCACCAUGGGUCGCUUCCACCGGGUGGUGGCGAAGCGUUACCUAAAGGACGGCUUCCUCACGCUGGACGGCGAGGCAGACAUUCGCGGUCGAUCGGGCGGCCUGCUGCAGUCUCUGGACCUCGCCGAGAACUUGUUCGUCGGCUGGCUGCCGGGUCCUCGCGGCCUGGGGCCCCCCGCGGGCGUCCUGGACAACGUGGGCGGCGUGGAGCGAGGCUUCCGGGGCUGCCUGCGCCGGCUGCGGCUGGGCAAGCGCGACGUCCGCCUGUCGGGCGCGUCGCGCGACGUGCUGCGCGCCGUGCGCCUCCGGGAGUGCGGCCCGCCGUGCGGACCGUGCCUGAACGGCGCCACCUGCCUCGACCACGCGCCGGGCAACUACAGCUGCCUGUGCGCGCUGGGAUUCCAGGGCGCCCAGUGUGAGCGUCCCCGCCGUCGUGCGUGCGAGCCGGACCCGUGCGGCGUGGGAGCCUCGUGUCUUGCGCGGGGCAGCGCCUUCUCGUGCCGUUGCCCCGCGGGCCGCAGCGGCCGCCUGUGCGAGGGCCGAGCGGCGGUGCCAGAUUUCGCGGGCGACGGAUACCUGGAGCUGCCGCGCCUGCACAACGUGGGACAGGCAUUCUCCCUCGAGCUGUGGUUCCUCACCAGGGCUCCACAGGGUCUCCUGCUCUACAACGGCGGAGGAUCCUCCGGCCGAGGUGACUUCCUGGCACUGCGACUUGAAGCCGGACGUGUCCAGUUCCGAUACGACUUGGGUUCUGGGGCAGCGAAUGUUUCGGGAUCUGUUCUCCUCGUGUCCCCCAAUGAAGUGACUCUGAACCAAUGGCACGUGGUGCGUGUGACGCGCACUCGCAGAGAGGGCUCCUUACAGCUCGACGAUGGACCCACAGUGCACGGAGAAUCGAGUGGCCCGCUGAGCGAACUAAACCUGGAGCAGCCGCUGUUCCUUGGCGGGCUGCCGCCGGAGGCCGCGAUGAGCGUCGACGCGGGACCCCGCUCGCCCGGUCUGGACGGGGCGCUGCAGCGUCUGGUGCUCAACGGGGAUGCCUGGGCCGACCUGGUGGCACGGGCGGCUGCCUCGGAGCGCGUCUCCGAGCACCGUGGGCCACCGUGCAUGGGUGGCGGGGCAGCCGGGCCCUGCCUCAACGGGGGCAUUUGUCUGCCCCAGCUGGCCGCACACUCGUGCCUGUGCCCGGCGCACUUCGGCGGAGCCCUGUGCGAGCUCGCCUUCGACGAGGCCCAAAGGAGACCCGUUGCCUUUCGGGGAACGUCCUUCCUGCACUUCAGGCACGGCUCUAGGGAGCCUGGCGUUGACGAAGAGCCCUUAGGCGGCGCCCCAGAGAACGAGGUGGAGAUUCGCUUCCGGAGCCGGGAACCUCGCGGUCUGCUGCUCUGGACGGGCGGCCGUGGAGACCACAUGGCGCUGGCGCUGGACCAAGGCAGGCUGGUCGUCUCGUACGACUUGGGCGCUCGACGUCAGGAACUGUGGUCCGGGUCGCGGCUCGACGAUGGCCGCUGGCACACGGCGCGGCUACAGCGCCAGGGCCGCCUGGCCACCCUGGUGGUGGACGGUGCGAAGCCUUUGAGCUCGACCGCUGCCCCCGGCGCCACACAGCUUAACACGGACGGGCUGCUGUGGCUGGGCGGGUGCCCCAAGCUGCCGCCCGGGCUGCCAGCCGCGCUCUACUUGGGCUUCGUGGGCUGCAUACACGAGGCGACCGUCGACGGGCGUCAGCUGGCGCUCGCAGGUCCGCCCUGCUCCGACACCUGAACGAUCAUCACUGAAGCGUGACGCGCGAAGAGGCAUCAUGGAAGACAAGCCGGACGCUCGUUUAUUGCGCCUCUAUUCGUUGCACGCAACCACGUGGAGUGACCGAAAGGUGCCGGUAGCGCGCUGCUAGCGAGCCACACGCACGAUAGGACCACCGAACGUCGCAGCUUGUAUAGAAAAAAGAUCGCCCAGUUCCUUCCUCUUGGGCUUUCCAUCUCGACUUCCUGCGCACUACACACAUUGCGAACAUUUUGCUUUCAGCGAUGUGAAAACAACUGCAGUACCAAGGGCAACGACACUUGUCGCGUCAUUAUACACGAAAGGAAUACGGAACUGCUUUAGUACCUAGUAUCAGUGUUUGACCAAUGGCGGGAUGGCACCACUACCAACUCUGCCGUCAAGUGCUGGGAGCGCAAACAGGAAUUCAAAGAGCUUAUUUACUUAUGCGCACGUGUUGGUCACAGCCGCUGCCACAAGUGCACGGCCACCUCGUGAUGCCGUGACAGCUGUUACUACGGUUCUUUCGAUUACUUGUCAUAUUGAAUUCAUUACGCGGUUAGGUGGGAGUUAUGAUUUGCAGUUAAUGAGGUCUCGCCACCUAUUCACUUGGCCAUGCACAUUCUUGCAAUUUAUUUUUUGCUACAAAGGCAAGUUUCAGCUCGAGGUAGCUACAGUAGUGUAGUUUCUGAUGCAUGCGGCUAAGGAGCAUCACCUCAAAGCAGCAGCUUGAAUCUUGGAGAACGUCAACACGGAUUUGCCCUAACAGAGAACGUUCAUCGCUGGCCCAUGAUUUUCCUGUGCCUUGUUCUCGGUCCGUAUUGCUUCACGUCUGAGGUCUCGGACGCCGUUACCACAGUCUUCCAGAAAUGUGCCUCUUCCUUGAAGUUUUGCGGCAUGCUCGGCCUGCGAGGAACAUGCUCAGAGCUGUCGCUGGUUCCUGUGCUGCUCACCACCGUUGGCCGUGCCAGGUACGGACGCUCCGACAAACAGUCGCUGUUCUCGUUCAGCAUCCCGAUGUUUUUGCCAAUAAAAAAAAACUAUGGUAAACUGGGAGUUACUGUGAAGAAAAAUCUCGUGCGUUAUACAAGGGCAACAGCCGACUUUGUGCAACUCCAGUACCAGCUCCGUGAGACAGUGCUGCACAGCAAAUGAACUUGUGACUGUGAGCGGACUCACUCAUCUGGUGUGCAACGGUUGUAUUACGCCGCUCGUCAAUUUACCGUUAGCAAUCGUUCCCAGCCACGUUGUAUCGUGCUUACGUAGUAGAAAUAUUCGCGAGUAGCGACGAAAUAGGGGAAGCAGAAACAAACCUGCACUGUGGUCUGUGUUUAUUGUGCGAGAUGCUCUCACUAUGCAGUCUUGCCAACAUGCAUAUAAAGAUUUUGUUGAAAAUUUGGUUAUUUUUCAAAGCUGCUUCCCAAUGUAAAUCCUUUGUUCACUGCUUGAUAGAAGUUAGAGGACGAACAGGAACGGUAGGGAGAGUGCAUAUGACUACGCAGUGAACUUGGGUAAAUUUUAUUAUUCUCAAUUGUAUUACAUACGAAUCGUAGGUAAUAGCUUGUCUUAGCAGCAAAAUUAUUCAUAUCACCAAAUUUUUUAAAAGAAAAUAACGGUAAGACGCCUGUAUUCCUCCCCUUUGCAUUUAUCUCUUAGCUGGUGCAGCUACGUGUUGAGGAGACUCAAGAUAUUAUACCGAUUUGGGGAUAAGAGAAACCGCUUCCGUGGAAUGACAUCAACGCAUGUGUUGAACUUCUCGAGCAGGUUUAAGGCAAGUUGCUUUAAGUUCACCUGCGCAAUAGCGCAGGUGAAAAGAAUAAUUCAGAAAGGUUUGUAAUUUUUUUUAAACGAGACAUUUGCGCAAUGUAGUCAGGUUGCUGCGCUGUAGUCAAUAACAAUUGAAGCACUAACAAAAUCGCUGACUAAUCCCACGAAAACGAACUAAGUCGCAACAGUCUGCGCCAUGGUGCAGAGUUUAGCGCCCAGUUGCCCAUGCUUACCAGGCCUGCGUCCACUGGCGCCAUCUAAAGGAGUUUGUAAUAUGGGUGGCGGGAGAAAUGUGCAGCAGGAAAUCUGUCCACUGAGGUAACGUGCGGUUGCUCGCCGUGAGAAAAUGUUGGUUCUACCAUGGUUUCUUUCUUUUGAGUUGGGUCAGCGAAGCUUGAAAAUGAGGGCAGAGAGAUUGCAUAAUGCGUUUUGGCGUAGGCGAAGUUGGCGUCUAUUUUCCGGUAAGGUUACAAAUUGGCCAUUGCUGAAAAUCACGCGGAUAAGUAUAUUCUCUACUUGAAUGCGCUUAUAUUGGCUAGCUUUACAGAUACAUUUGUGAAAUUUGCGCAUGUGGUACUGGUUCGCGAGUGAACAAACAAAGCUGACUUGGAUAUAAGUUCAUAAAGCGUGGAGUAAGAAAGGGUCGUAUGCAUCUUUCAUGCGCCUGUACGUUGACGAACUUUUAGUUAAAAGCAGGUUGCUGCAUCGACUCGCUCAGACCCAUCUCCAUUCAAUGUCUACUUAGCAGCCUAUUGUAUUUUACUUAAAAACAAUACCAUGAGUGAUUUGGAAAAGUGGGGUCAUUCCAAUUGUGUGCUGCGUAUUUGCAACUUUUUUAAUUGAGAGCUUUGCAACAGCUUACGCAACCAGGCGCAGAGGGCUUACAACUAACGCUGUCUGCGAACUCGGGAGCGCUCUCUAUUAGUUGAGAACAUUGACGUGUGGCUGGCCCACCCUUGUAGUUCAGUCGCAUGCACUCCCUCCCUGAUUGCGCUUUCCCAUAGUCUGCCAGUGUACUGACAGGCCGUCAGUCGAUGGGCUUGUGACCACACGUGCCGUAAUUUCUAAUUGCUGGGCACUAGUGACAGUAGCAGAGGAGGUGGGAGCGCAAUUGAUGAGUGCGUCCGCUAAACUUGCAUCCUGCGAGAGUGCGGCAGCCGUCCGCCAAAGUACUCUGCAUACAUUGAUUAGAACGCUUUCCCGUGUUCAUGAUCACAAAGAUUGUGAGUGUACGUAAAGAAAUAAAGGGUGACCUUUGCUGCGGAAGCUCGAUCAUAGUAUGCAUUCACCCACCUACGUGCGCCGCAUCUGCUAACGCAGGUAACCUGCUUGAGGUACGUGCUACUUAAGUAAUCUGCCUUUCUCUCAUUUUCAUAUCUCUCUCUAAGAAACGAAUUUGUGAAGUCUAACCGCUGUGGCUCCAACUCGAGUGUGAUUUGUCUUGAUUGCUGCGCUGCAAUUAUCGUUAUUCAGCAAUAAAUGGCAAACAAGGUUUUAUCUUCCUCUCAACUGACACGGAGCUGCAAUUUCAAAGAGUUCCGACCACAGCGGCUAUUUGCCAUGACCCAGCUGUUUUCUUAAUGUAGUUGAGAAUAAUUUAUAAAUGAAGACGAAUACUUUGAAAGAAAGUUGGAGAACAGGAUGACGAACUGCUAGAGGCCUCGCCCUGUGGACUCCUCAGCAUCUUGUCCCUUUAAAAGCAACGCUCUUUUGCGCUCGUACCGGUUUGAUGACGUUGCAAUGCACGAGAAGUAACGACGCAACCACCCCUACUCGUACUUGGUCAAAGCACACGCCUUGCUGGAUUGGCCAUCAGAGGUAUUGGAUGGCGGACAGACAUCCAUGCGUGGCUGCACGACAGCUAAGAGCCACACACGAGAAAAGAGGAUGAAGAUGCGGAGGAAUGGCUCACUCAGUAGGUUAGUAAAACAUACGUCUUAUCAUUAUGGAAGUGCAUCACACACCGAUUGAAGGCACUUUCUGGUGGCUCUCAUUUGCCGAUGAAAUGUAUCGAAACGAUUCGGGCAGAAAGGGCUCAGCUACACCGUGAACAAUGUGAACCGUGCGAUAUGUGAUAAAGCUGUAGAAUGUCUGCACGCCAGAGAAGUGCAUAAAAGAGAUCUGGGCCCGUUUGUUCCACAUUUUUAAACUGAGCCCGCCGUCAUCCUAUUCUACGCGUUUCAUUUUCUUCCUCUUCAGUCAUAAAUUUAUUCCAAUAUUCUCCAUCACGUGAUUCAAGGUGAUCCGCGUGGUCUGUUUUUAUCAAAGGUCAAAAUUUUCUGGCAACUUUUCUUACUAAGAGCUGUAGGUUAGGAAUUCUGGUGUACAAUUAAGGGCUACCUUAUCAAGUUUCCUAAAUAAUUGUAUAACCCAGGCGUCUGUAUAGGCCUAAGGAGACGGCUCGGCAGAAACAGCCCAUAUUGUGCUUAUGAAUUGUGUUUGCUUGGACAUGUUUAGCACUAGGCUCGAUUGAGCGCCACGUCGGCUUAUGUUUGAUUUACGUUAUCGGCCCCGUACAUUGAAGUAAAUUUCUUCACGUCCCAUGCACCGGAAUGAUAUUGACUCUACUAGCUCAUCGCAACCGCUAUACUUCUUGAGUAAUGCUAUCGUAUCUGGGCAGCGUUUCUGUGCUAUCGUGACUGGCAGUUUUGAUGUGUUUCUAUGCAAGGCAAAUGCUAAUAGGCACUAAGCACCUUUUUAUUGAAUUGAAGCUGGAGUUCGCGUUCCUAAUGCAUGACGUCCUUCUACUAUUUACAGAGAGUGGACACAGUGAACCUCAGCCGUUUCUGCAUUGCGAUGCUCAGCCCAUUCAGAGCGUCCCUAAUGAGGAGGAUUUAAAACGGUCUUCCCAAGUUUGUUAAUUUAUGUGCCACAUGUUCUACGGCAAUUUCGAGGUAUAAGUUCCUGUACACGAAUGCUGUGUGUAAAGCCGCCAGCGGCUUUUAUAGACAAGCAAUGAUAAUGCGAAAGUUUGUCCUAAUAUCUGUAAGAAUGUGUACAAUUAUAUCUAAAGAUAUCAGAGUGCUGUAUCCUUGUGAAACAACCGUGUCGCUGUUGUGCGGAAUAAAAUGUAACAAUAACUAUAAUGUUCAGCUGUUGCAUAUGUGUAGUUUACUAAGCGCUUACCUACUUCUUGGCACGAAUAGAACCAACCGAAACGUCAUCAUAUGACGCAACAUGCGUUCUUUUACCGGGUUCGCAAACUCAAAUUCAAAAUAAGAAGCAACAGAAGGUUGUCUAAUAAAGUGUUCUGUAUCUUGC
Messenger RNA from Dermacentor andersoni, 9858 nucleotides. RefSeq names its product agrin-like. NCBI's taxonomy places the organism in Eukaryota, Metazoa, Arthropoda, Arachnida, Ixodida, Ixodidae. Gene Ontology annotation, molecular function: protein binding; calcium ion binding. The record is from RefSeq and is a predicted model, not a curated record. Gene Ontology annotation, cellular component: extracellular region. Gene Ontology annotation, biological process: multicellular organism development; cell differentiation.